AUGUUCGUUUCUCAUUAUCAAGUCUCAUGGAGCCUUUGCUUACGGCUAAACAGGUAUCGCCCUCGGCCAGACGCGGCAGACGGCGGUGUCAAGACGCCGUUACAGCCAAAAUCUGUGAACGCCCUCGAUCGCCUCGCCAAACCAUUCAAAUGUCCAGGCACUGCAACGCCCACUCGAGCAUCCGUCAAACCAGCAAGGAAAAGGCGCAAGGUUAACUAUGCAGACGCGGACGGUAGCGUGGAGGAUGGAGCAGAGAAGGCGUACACAAAUGAUGAUCGACUCGCAUUGGCGACCCGAGAAGUGAAUAAGUUUCCCGUGUUCAAGCCCAAGGACAAAGACGCAGCCUUCAGGCAGAGAUUCCGAAUCCCGUUGCUCAACAAGGACACGGGCGAAUACGACCCCGGCCGAGCUGCUCCCACCUUGGGCAUGCGACAAGGCGCGACAUUUGUCGCCAAACCACUGCAUGACCCGAGCGGAGAAUUUGCGAUUGUGCUAUACGACCCGACUGUCGACGAUAUCCCCGAAGAGCCCAAACCCACGGACUCGGAAGCACCCAAGGAAGAGGCCGAACAGAAAUUGGAUGAGCCUCUGGUACAUAAAAGCCUGGCAGAUAUUCUUGGUAUAAAAAAGAAGGUGGAAGGGAGACCAAAGGUGCCCGUUGUUAUCGAUCCGAGGCUGGCCAAGGUCCUUCGGCCACAUCAAGUAGAGGGAGUUAAAUUUCUGUAUCGAUGCACGACAGGCUUGAUUGAUAAGAACGCAAAUGGCUGCAUCAUGGCAGAUGGGAUGGGGUUGGGAAAAACUCUUCAAUGUAUCUCAUUGAUGUGGUCAUUGCUUAAACAAGACCCAGAGGCUGGGAGAACAACUAUUCAGAAAUGUGUGAUUGCAUGCCCAUCCAGUUUGGUCGGCAACUGGGCGAAUGAAUUGACUAAAUGGUUGGGGAAGGAUGCUACUACUCCUUUUGCCAUUGACGGAAAAGCCUCCAAGGCCGAACUCACUCUUCAAAUCAAGCAGUGGGCAAUUGCAUCGGGGCGAAGUGUUGUGAGACCUGUUCUCAUCGUUUCCUAUGAAACACUUCGCAUGUAUGUGGAGGCACUAAAGGAUACGCCUAUUGGGCUGCUUUUGUGUGACGAGGGCCAUCGACUCAAAAAUAAGGAAAGCUUGACGUGGACGGCUUUGAAUAGUCUUAACGUCAGUCGUCGCGUCAUUCUCUCCGGAACGCCUAUCCAGAACGAUUUGUCGGAGUAUUUUGCUCUACUUCACUUUGCCAACCCCAACUUGCUGGGUUCCCAGAAUGACUUUCGCAAAAGAUUUGAGCUCCCGAUUCUUCGAGGACGAGACGCAGCCGGUACAGAAGAAGACCGCAAGUUGGGCGACGAACGUCUCCUGGAACUGUCUGGCAUUGUCAACAAAUUCAUCAUCCGCCGAACUAACGACAUUCUAUCUAAGUACUUGCCUGUCAAGUAUGAGCAUGUCGUUUUCUGCAACAUGUCUAAGUUCCAACUCGAUCUAUACAAUCACUUCAUUCAGAGUCCUGAAAUCCGGAGCCUGCUCCGAGGAAAGGGAAGUCAGCCUUUGAAGGCGAUUGGUCUUUUGAAGAAGCUUUGCAAUCACCCAGAUCUCCUCAAUUUGGCAGUAGAUCUUCCAGGAUGCGAGUACACGUACCCCGAAGACUUCACACCUCCAGAUGCGCGAGGCCGCGACAGAGAUGUCAAAAGCUGGUACUCUGGAAAGAUGAUGGUGCUCGAUCGCAUGCUUGCACGCAUUCGCCAGGAUACUAAUGACAAGAUCGUUCUCAUCAGUAACUACACCCAGACCCUUGAUCUAUUUGAGAGGCUUUGCCGAUCGCGUGCCUAUGGCUGUCUGCGGCUGGAUGGAUCGAUGAGCAUCAAGAAGCGAUCAAAACUGGUUGACAAGUUCAACGACCCCGAUGGGGAGGAAUUUGUCUUCCUCCUCAGCAGCAAGGCCGGUGGAUGCGGUCUCAAUCUAAUCGGCGCCAACCGACUCGUCCUCUUCGAUCCAGACUGGAACCCAGCCGCUGACCAACAGGCGCUGGCUCGGGUUUGGCGAGACGGACAGAAGAAAGACUGCUUCGUCUACCGAUUCAUCGCCACCGGAUCAAUUGAGGAGAAGAUCUUCCAGCGCCAGUCACAUAAGCAAUCUCUCUCAUCCUGCGUCGUAGACUCAGCCGAAGACGUGGAGCGUCACUUUUCCCUGGAGUCGUUACGAGAGUUGUUCCAGUUUAAACCCGAGACUCGCAGCGAUACACACGACACAUUCAAGUGCAAGCGCUGCCGCGAGGAUGGCACACAAUUCGUCAAGGCACCCGCCAUGCUCUACGGUGACACGAGCUCUUGGAACCAUUUUGUCAAUAACGGAGACCAGGGCCCGCUUUCUAAGAUUCAGGAUCUGCUCAUACGGCAGGAAACCAGCGAAAGGGAUGUCUCAGCUGUUUUCCAGUAUAUCAGUCAUUGA
This is a messenger RNA of Penicillium canariense, 2472 nucleotides long. RefSeq names its product DNA-dependent ATPase RAD54. The record is from RefSeq and is a predicted model, not a curated record. Lineage: Eukaryota; Fungi; Ascomycota; Eurotiomycetes; Eurotiales; Aspergillaceae. Gene Ontology annotation, cellular component: nucleus. Gene Ontology annotation, molecular function: ATP-dependent chromatin remodeler activity; DNA translocase activity; hydrolase activity, acting on acid anhydrides. The coding region runs from base 1 to 2472 and encodes 823 amino acids. The transcript has 3 exons. Gene Ontology annotation, biological process: reciprocal meiotic recombination; double-strand break repair via synthesis-dependent strand annealing.